AUAUGACAUCACAUCACACGUAGUAUGACUCAACUCUCUUUUUCGGUCUUGCCUCAUCAUGACACUCGUAGUUCUCACUACGAGGGUUAUUGGGGUUGCGUUUCUGCUCUUAAAGGGACUUCAUAUCAAUUUGGGCAACCCCUUUUGGGUCACAUUCAGGGAUUUUGGUUUCUCAAGAAAAAGGACAGUUUGUGGAAUUAAAAUAUUUAACGAAUGGCCACUUGUGGUCCAGUGAAAGGUAAAAGGAUAUAGAAAUAGUUCUAUAUGACUUGUAGGUUUGGUAAUGAAUACAGUGUUUUUACUUGGAAAAUCUCCCCUUCUUACUCUCGGAUCAUAUAUCUGCGCAUAUGUUGUAUUGUAUAAAGUGAGUGAUGGUAAGUUUAAGUCUGAUGGUCCAAAGACAAAGGCCAGGAAACUCCUCUCAACCACACGAUGACCACAGUUUCAGAGAAUGCACUUCCCUUCAAAAGUGGGUAAGCACAGUAGACGGCAGUUUCUGAAAACGAGUGAGAGAGGAGAACAAAAGUAGUGCUUUGUGUGUUUCAGAAUUUCACGUUACUCUCAUUUUGAGUCUUGUGUAAUUCUCCGAUCCUCUGUGGAUAGAUAGAAAGCAGAACGAUAGCUCAUAGCAUAGAUACCAUCUAAAAAGAGUUCAAAGUUAAUUUGUCACAUUUGAAAUAGACAUUAAAACAGUCUCACCUUCACUGUUGUUCUGGAGGUUUUGAUCAUAUCCACAACCUUCCAGGGUUAGCGUUAGGAUUAGCCUCAGUGAAAUGUGUACAGGUUAAAUACACAUUUCACGGAACAUGAACACUCAUCUGUCUGUUUCAUCUUUUUUGUUAUUUCAUGUAAAAAAUGAAUAAAUAAAAAUGGAUAGAUUAACUUUCCUUUCACGGAAAAGUAAAACCAAUUUAAGAGAAUUUAUUUAAUUAAAUGUUUCAAGUAGUGGGGUUAUUUAACAGUUAACUUUGAUAUCCAAACGCCACCUGAAAAUUAUCUUCUUGUAAAUAAUACCUACAGUCACUGUGUCACGACACAAAACUAUUUUAAAAACUUGCAAAUACGCAUUUCAGAACUACAUUCAUGGAUACUGGGAGCAUUCAUAUCAUUUGCUGGAGUGGUUAAAAGGUAAUUUAUAAGUAAAAAGGAGCUGAUAUAUAUAUAGAACAUAAUCUAAGUGUAGAAGAAAGUACCCAUUCUGAAGAACUUCUCUUUUAAACUUUUUCUUGGACUUUUAUUAUCCAGUGAUUUAAUUCUCUGUCCCUUAGCAGCAUUUUAGUAUCAUACUGGUGGGACUACAUUGUCAGGCGGCUACACUGUGUAAUUUAAAUGUUAUUAUUUAAUAUUUUAUGCAAAGAAACUGUAGCUUUAGCCGAUAUUUCUCUAAUAGAUUUGAUAAACAGCGCUAUGGCCAGGCUACCGUGUUACCCUGCCCUGUGGGGACUGGUUGGCAUUGCUCAUUGUUUUCCAAGUUUGAGCAUGAGUGAAAACAAAGCAGACAUAAACCACAACCACCUCCUCCUCAACACGAGGAAAAUAAUAAUAAUAAUAAUAAUGCCACCUCCUCUUCAUUGACGUUAUCAGUCAGUUGGUCAAGAACAUGCGUAAUUAGUCAUGCCUGAAUGGACACCCGGUUGUAUCUGUUGGGGAGAACGUCCGUGGAAUUAAUUACCACAAGUGAAUGAGGCGCUUACUCACCUAAUGACAGUCCACUGACAAUUUACCACCACAGACCACAAUGUUGGUUUGGCCCCUGCUAUGAUUAGUUUACUAUCAGCCGCUCCUUUUUACCAACAGUUGGGUUAUUUUAUUUCUGUUUUUUAUGAUUUAUUCUGCAACCAGGUCUGCAGGAAUCAAUAACUGUGCACCUCACAAGCACAGACUGCUGCAGUGAAUAAAAUGGUACACGUGCACUGCAUCUUUAUAACACUGCACACUUUCUGAGAACAGGCUGCGCAGUGCAUGCGCUUCAAUGUACUGAAAAUUUUGCUUAAAAAAAUAAUUUCCCUUCAUCGUCAUCCAUCCGUGUUGUUUUGAUUUGAUGCAAAUAUGCAAACGCCGUCACUUGACUAUACUUUGAUAUGUUGUGGGUAGGGCGUCGUCAGCUUCCAGGACUGUGGGCUAUAUAUAGUCUGAAAGUAAAGGCACUGGACAUGGAUGCUGAACGAAUCCCAGCUUGUAUAGUUUAUCGAAAGUGCCCCUCAUAGAUGCUUCUUGUCAAUCUGCAACAAUCACAUCGGCAAACUCCUUGUUUAUUUUCCCCUAAUAUAAAAAAGAUCUCAACGAUUACCUCACUAGAAGGUUAUUCAUCAUUGUGGACUUUUUUACACCUUGGUACAUAGGAAAUGCUCUCAUAAAUCGCGCAUUAAUUUUUCCCAGAGCUGGGUAUUUAAGACUAUUAAUCAAAGAGAGAGAGAGAGAGAGAGAUCUUUUGUUUUUCUUUCAACCAUACAAAAAAUUACAUAAUGAUGUAUGCUUUUAGUUUUAGUUAAGGGAAUCCCCCCCAGCUAUUAAGUAUAUAAACCCCAGCAUCAUACGGAGACUGAAACAGUGCUGAUUUACCACGCUCUGACCAAGUUCCCUAUCUGAUCAGCAGUCUUAUGGCAAACAUUCAACUAUAUGUCGCCAGCUGUGUGCUGCUGCUGUCCCUGAGCUGGCGCACAUCCGAAGCUCUCCCGGUGCCCGCACCGAGCCCGGGGACCGGCGGUCAGUGCGCCGACUUCUACAAGAUGCUCCUGCUGAACAUCUCAAAAGCUCUGGACAGCAUUUAUUUGAGUGAUGGUAUCCAAUCGGAAAAAAUUGAGAUGAGGAAUACUGGGGAGACAGUACUGGCCUGUGCACCCACUCUGACUCAGAACUUAGGUUGCGUGACACAAAGAAAUUCUUCCUUCAGUGAGAGUGAAUGUCUGAAGAACAUAAAGAAGGACCUGCUCUACUAUCACGAAGCGAUUGCAUCUUACCUCACAGGUCCUCUCAAAAAUGGUCCAGAGGAAAUUAGACUUCUGAGCCCAAUCGUGGAAAUCACAAAGAAUCUCACAGAGAACUGCUUUCCGCAGCUGGACGUAGAGAACCUGCCCUCAAAGGAUGCCAAAGUGUGGGGCAAUGAGUCCUACAAUAACCGGCUGGAGAUGAAUAAGAUGAUGAAAGGCUUCCACAUCAGAGCCAUCACUAUCAACCGAGCCAUUGGCUACAUCUCCUCGGGAGACCACAGGAAGUAAACGUCCUGCAACCUCUUCGACUUCAGCCUCAUCAAAUAAUAGCACAACAAAUAUCAAAUCUCUAUGAUCACAUCAGAACAAGCUGUCCUAAUUAGUCACUACCAUCUCUUUCAACUAAUGACCAAGUUCUACAAUGUACCUGCUGCACAACUGUCUGCACUGAAGGAAGUUUACUCAGGCAUAAGCUAGCUGGUUCAACUCCAGUAUCUUCAUUCAGUAAGUGCUGAAGAAUGUUCAAAUUAUCGUUACGCUUAGGCGUGAGUUAUAAUGAUUUUAUUUAUUUAUUUAUUGCAUCUAUUUAUUUAUUUGAUCUCCAGUUGUAUUAUUUAUUGUUAUUUAAAUAAAGUAUUUUGUUAUCAAGCAUCAAAGUUGAAGUGAUUUUGAUUGAAACUGUUCACCAUCAGUUAGAAGUUAAGAAAUGCAGUAAAAAAGAGACAUGUAAGACACUUUCGGUUGUUUCCUUCAGUCAAUAGCGCUUCGUUAUUUCAUCUCUUCUGCCAAGGCUACUGCCUGUUUCAAAAUAUACAAAAAGUAAAUGAAGGGAACACCUGAACAAUCUUAACUUUGAUUUUUGUCUCGAGCUCGAAUCCCACCCUUAAAGGACAGAUGAUUUUGUUUUCCACAGUAUUCAGUUCUUCAUGAUCUGAUUUGUCUCCUUUUAUUUGAACAACGUUCUAAUAAUAUUACGUAAAAACUAAUCAGCUGAAACUUGGUGAGACACGAUCAAAAGCAGGAACUAUUCUGUUUUGGUGUGAAUUCGGAUCACUUUCCUUAAAAUGAUGAAACAAACAGUGAUUUCACUUGUUUUAUAAAAAGUCUUUGGAGAUUCUGACAUGAUUUAAAAAG
Haplochromis burtoni (Burton's mouthbrooder) is the source of this 4064-nucleotide messenger RNA. RefSeq names its product interleukin 12a (gene il12a). Gene Ontology annotation, biological process: immune response. The record is from RefSeq and is a predicted model, not a curated record. Gene Ontology annotation, cellular component: extracellular region. NCBI's taxonomy places the organism in Eukaryota, Metazoa, Chordata, Actinopteri, Cichliformes, Cichlidae. Gene Ontology annotation, molecular function: growth factor activity; interleukin-12 receptor binding. Bases 2601 to 3218 code for a protein of 205 amino acids. The transcript has 7 exons.